Messenger RNA from Eleginops maclovinus (Patagonian blennie), 5747 nucleotides. RefSeq names its product tight junction protein 2a (zona occludens 2) (gene tjp2a). The record is from RefSeq and is a predicted model, not a curated record. Gene Ontology annotation, molecular function: cell adhesion molecule binding. The coding region runs from base 144 to 4007 and encodes 1287 amino acids. The transcript is spliced from 25 exons. Gene Ontology annotation, cellular component: bicellular tight junction; plasma membrane. Gene Ontology annotation, biological process: protein localization to cell-cell junction; cell-cell junction organization; establishment of endothelial intestinal barrier. NCBI's taxonomy places the organism in Eukaryota, Metazoa, Chordata, Actinopteri, Perciformes, Eleginopidae.
CCUGAUGCUGGGGGAGGAGAUGAGCAACCGUGGAGAUGUUCAAUCCGCCUCUCGGUCUAGCACUUUUUUUUUUAGAAGAUGAGUGAUGGAAGUGUAGCAGCAUUCAGAGCAGCGUGGUGUUGCCGUUAGAGGACAGUCAAAGGAUGAAGUUCAAGAAGUUCAUCACCAUCAUGCAGGCGGCCAUUGGGAUCGUACCCCUGAACAAACGGGAGCUCUUGCCGCCCGGCAGGAAACUGUGGAGACCCCCUGGGGACCAGCCUGGCUCUGACCAGACCAGCACUGACCUCCUCAAGUCGAACCGCAAGUUCCGCUGGUCCAGAGAAGCCCAGUACUUGUAUCUCCGCCGCCUCUCGUCACGCAGCUACUCGGCUAUCACAAUGAACCCGGUCAUGGAGGAGACCGUGUGGGAGCAAUACACUGUGACCCUGCAGAGGGAUCCAAAGAUGGGCUUUGGAAUUGCAGUGUCGGGGGGGCGAGACAACCCCAACGAGGAGAGUGGGGAGACGUCCAUCGUGGUGUCCGACGUCCUGCAGGGGGGGCCUGCUGAUGGCUUCUUGUUUGAGAAUGACCGAGUGGUUCAGGUGAACGCCAUCUCCAUGGAGGGCGCCAUCCACUCCUUCGCCGUCCAGACCCUAAGGAAAUGUGGCAAAGUAGCAAAAAUUACAGUCAAGAGGCCCAGGAAGGUUCCAGUCAACAUGGGGAACCGCCCCCCGUCUCCUGAUGACAGAGUCUUCAACAACGACUAUAAUGACGAUUACAACUACGAUCAGGACCGCCGCAGCGUGUAUAGCGGCCGGGACCACAGCCCGGACCGGGGCGGGGGGGGCUACAUGGAUUCCGGCUAUCAGACACGUGAGCGGGACCACGACAGGGACUACGACCGGCGGGAACGUGGCCGGAGCAUGGAGAGAGACCUGAGCCCCGACCGGCAGUACAAGAGGGACGGCAGCAGAGGUCGCACUUUGGACAGAGAACGCAGCCCAGAGCGCCUCCACAAGGGAGACCACCUGCUGGAGCCCAACUACGGCCCGGACAGAAGGUAUCGCAGCGAGCGCGCUUUAGACAGAGACCACAGCCCCGACCGGCGCUACCGCAGCGAGCGAGCCCUCGACCAGGAGUAUAGCCCGGACAGACGUUUCCGCAGCGAGCGAGCUCUGGACCGCACGCACAGCCCAGACCUGCGCUACGGGCGGGACAGCCCCCCACGAGGCCGCGGACGCGACCACAGCGUCGAACGCGGACGUGAGCGCGCCCCCAGCGACCCGAGGAAGUACGAGGAGCCGCUGAGGCGAAGCUGGAGCAGAGACAGGCUGGAGCGCUCUCCGUCACCACCUGCGAUGCCCAUCCCCCUGCCCCGCCCAGCCCGGGACCUGGAACCCCUGGAGAAACCCCUGAAUGUGCUGCUGUUGAAGAACCGGCCCAACGAAGAGUAUGGCCUUCGCCUCGGCAGUCAGCUCUUCAUCAAAGAGAUGACCAACACAGGCCUGGCCAGCAGAGAUGGGAACCUGCAGGAAGGGGACAUCAUAUUAAAGAUUAACGGCACGGUGACAGAAAACCUGUCCCUCAGCGACGCAGGGAAGCUGAUCGAGAAAUCCCGCGGGAAGCUGCAGCUGGUGGUGCAGAGAGACAAGCGGCAGGUGCUGAUUCGAGUUCCAGCGAUGGUCGACAGCGACUCAGAGCUUGAUGAUAUCUCCGAGAUCGAGUCUUACCGCUCCUACUCUCCACAAGAGGACAGGCGGGGCCACCACUCCGACCUCUCGUCCCACUCCUCCAAUGAGAGGCUCCGAGAAAAGCCCAGAGAGGAACCGCCAAAAAGGCUGGCAAAAAUGGGAGCCAUGCCAACACCAUUCAGACCUCCGGACAGGGCUGUGGAAGACCUGCCCCCUUUGCAUGCAGACAGAGAGGAGCCACGGGCAGAAACCCCACCAGUUCCAGCAGCCGCCGUAGCCCCGAGAGUUCAUGCUCCUUCUAAGAUGCCCAUGAAGCCAAGCCUAGAGGACCAGGAAAUCUAUGGGCCGAACACAGUGAUGGUGCGUUUCCAGAAAGGUGACAGCGUGGGUAUGAGGCUGGCGGGGGGAAAUGAUGUCGGCAUCUUCAUCGCCGGCGUUCAGGACGACAGCGCAGCGGAGCAGGAGGGACUCCAGACCGGAGAUCAGAUCAUGAAGGUGAACAACAUGGACUUCAGAGGCAUGGUGCGUGAGGAUGCUGUCCUCUACCUCCUGGAGAUUCCCAAAGGAGAAGAUGUCACCAUUCUUGCUCAAAGCAAACCCGAUGUGUACAAGGACAUUUUGGCAUCCGGCAGAGGUGACUCAUUUUUCAUCAGGACUCACUUUGAGUACGAGAAGGAGGCUCCUCAAAGCCUUCCUUUCACCAGAGGAGAGAUCUUCAAAGUGACGGACACACUUUAUGAUGGCAAGCUGGGCAACUGGCUGGCAAUCCGCUCUGACAAAGACAACCAGCUGCGGGAGAAAGGAAUCAUCCCCAACAAAAGCAGAGCAGAGCAAAUGUCCAACGUGCAGAACGCCGCGCGCGUCGCAUCCGGCAACGACAGAGGAGACUUCUGGAGGCUAAGAGGUCAAAGGGCGGCGAAGAAGAAAGACCUACGCAAGAGCCGAGAGGACCUCAGCGCUGCCCCAGUCACCACUAAAUUCCCUGCUUACGAGAGAGUGGUGUUACGUGAAGCUGGUUUCAGGAGACCUGUGGUGAUAUUUGGACCUAUUUCUGAUGCAGUGAAUGAAAAACUGAGCACAGACAGGCCCGACAUGUUUGUCAUCGCCAAAACGGAGCCCAAAGACGCGGGGACUGAGAAGUCCUCCGGAGUAGUGAGACUCAACACCAUCAGAAAGAUCAUUGAGCAGGACCUUCACGCUCUGCUGGAUGUGACUCCCAAAGCUGUGGACACUCUGAACUACACCCAGUGGUACCCCAUCGUCCUCUUCCUGAACCCGGACAGCAAGCAAGGCGUGAAGACCAUGAGGAACCGCCUCGUCCCCGGAUCCACCCGCAGCGCACGCAAACUGUACGAGCAGUCCGUGAAGCUGAGGAAGACCUGCUCACACCUCUUCACCGCGACGGUGGACCUGAACUCCUCCAACGACGCGUGGUACGGCAGCGUGAAAGACUCCAUCCAGGAGCAGCAGGACAGAGCGGUGUGGGUGUGUGAGGGCAAGUUGGACGGCUCAGACGAGGACCUGGAUCUGCAUGACGACCGCAUGUCCUACCUAUCGGCAAUGAGCGCGGACUACCUGAGCAUGGACAGCCGGCUGACCAGCGACUACGAGGACACAGCGGACGAGGGCGGGGCCUACACCGACAACGAGCUGGACGAGACCCUGGACGAGCCGCAGCCGGUGUCGGCCAUCGGCCGCUCAUCAGAGCCCGUGAUGCCAGACGAGAAGCCUCAUCCUGAACCCCGGGGUCGUAUGAGGAGGGCGGGCAGCAGAGAGAUGCUGAACAGAGAGCCGAGCCCUCCCCCUCCUUUUGUCCCCGAACCCCCGAAGGUGCGGGCUCAGACUCGGACCGACUCGACGCGGAGCUACGACUCUCACUCCAGCAGCACCAUCAGCAGCGACGCAGUGGCCGUCAACAGACCGCACCCCCCUCCUGUGGCCAUGAAGCCCGUCAUCCCACGUCCCAGCCACACAUCAGAGGGUCCGAGCCCGGGGGAGGAGGACCCCGCCAGCAAGUCCUUCCUGGGCAAGAUUAAAGCCUUUGAGAAGAUGGACCAUCUGGCCCGGGCUCAGAGGAUGCUGGAGCUGCAGGAGGCAGAAAACGCUCGACUGGAGAUCGCCCAGAAGCAUCCGGACAUCUACGCCGUCCCGAUGAAACCGCCAAAACCCAACCUGAACCGCCCGCAGCCAAUAGGCUCCAGCUCCAACGCCGAGCAGCAAACCCCCUCCAGGUCGCAGCACUACGAGGACGACGAGGCGGAGUACCGCAGGCAGCUGGCCGACCAGAACAAGAGAGGAUACUACAACCCCAAGAGGUACAACGACACCGAGCUGUAGACCGGGGCAACAGGAAGUGACAUCAUCCCCGCAGGAUCCCUCCCACAUCAUCACUACGCAGCGUUGUUGCCUUGAUGUGAAAUCUCUGAACUUUUUUCUUCCUGGAGACAGAAUCCUGGACAUUUUAACACUAACUCCAGGCACUUUUGAAACACAAACUUUACCGUCCUGCAAAGAUUUCUUUACCUUUUCUUGUUUUUUGUUGCGUCUGAAAGCAGCUUCCCCAUUACACCAGGGCUAGUUUGUCUCUCCAUGUGACCAUUACAUCAGAGCCUCAGAGAUCAGACGUUUUUACGACAAGAUGAGAUUUUAUUGACAUUUCUUUUUUAAAUUCACCUUUUUUUGGGGUAUUUUUUCAAGAUGUUUUCAGACCUCUUUUCAUCGUAUGUAAGAAAGAGGUUAUUUGCCCUCUGCACGCUCAAUAUGAUUUUUAUCCUGAGUCUCCUCAGAGGUGUGACUGAGCCCUGAAAGGCACACAAUAAUUCUGGUGAUUCAGUGUCUUUGAUUAAUCUUAAUAUUUUCUGUCUUGCAUUUAAAAAAUUUAAACGUUUUUCCAAGAUAAUCUUUCCAAACGGAAACGUUGAUGCACCGCCAGCCCAUGUUCAAUUCUGCCUCUAGUGGCCAGAAUGAGCAUAACAACAAUAAACACUCAAAUCAUUUUGACAGCCUCCUUCCUUCAGAGAUUUAACAUUACUCAAAGCUUCUUAAACAAAUUAUCCUGGCUUUUUUUGUAACUGGUUCUUAUGUCAUAAACACACAGGAGAGAAAACCAGUCUUCUCUUGAAGUCAGACACAUUCUUACUAUGGAAAUCCCUUUGAACUUUUAAAGGGAAAAGUCGAAGUUUUGGAAGAUUUUAAGACAUUCUAAGUUUUAGGAACACAUAUUUUCUCACUGGGAUGUAACAGCCACACAGAAACUGGAGCUGUGCUGCAAUAGCUAUGGUUCUGUAGACCGUGUACAGUAUGUAGACUUUCAUUCCUCACUACAGUUUUGUGCUUUUAUCUUCACUACAGAUGUUUUGAACUUCCACAGUAGCUUCUCUCAGAGCAAUGUAUAAAUGGGUCCUUCACUCUGAUGUCCAGUAGCUGUUGGUCUUCCCUUACCUCUCCUGAUGGCUCCUUUCUGAUUUACUGCGCGCCUCUACUUUUGUAUACUCUACACUGUGUUAUAUGCGUGCAUUCUGGUAAGCGGCAUAUUUUCAAGUGCCUUUUAGCUCUGGAUGGGGGAACAAAUUACAUUAUCAGUGCAUUUUUCUGUCCUUUUUUGGCCAGUCAACACCGACAAAAUAGAAGAUAUAGAUUGAAUGAUCAGGAAAGUUCGGCCUAAACGUCCAAUUACAGGAUAACGUGUUUCUGAUAAUGCACAAUGCACUUCCACAGGAGCUGCAGAAGUCAAGUCCACACUGACAACAAGACAAUGUUACAGACUCUGUUAAAAUACAUCAGGACUGGGAGUAGUGUAAAAAACUGUAGCGGUAGAGUUGGAUUUAAUGGUGCACACAGAGCUGCUUGCCUCCAGAGACAAUCACCUCGUUAUUAAAUCUGUUUUUAUACUGAGUACUCCGUCUUUGUACAUCUGGAAUAUGCUGACGACAAUCAUGUUGGUUGAUCUGAUUCUUUUUAAAUGUCUGUUUAGUUUGUGAUUUCUCUCCUCUUUUUUAUUUUUGGUUUGUGAUCUCCUUAGUGUUACAGAACGUACUCGUGUUAAAUUCAAAUAAAUAAAUCUGUUUUUUACAUUUA